Dermacentor silvarum is the source of this 1410-nucleotide messenger RNA. RefSeq lists its product as uncharacterized. NCBI's taxonomy places the organism in Eukaryota, Metazoa, Arthropoda, Arachnida, Ixodida, Ixodidae. The record is from RefSeq and is a predicted model, not a curated record. Gene Ontology annotation, molecular function: zinc ion binding; nucleic acid binding.
AAGUGCUUCGGAAGAUCUCGUUUUUUCUCGGCGCAUCUUUUCAUACGUGUCAUCAGCCUGGGCACCACGCAUUGCGUCGUGGUUGCUUAGGUGAAGCAGUCAUGGACAGGCCAGCGCCCGUGCAACGCCCUACGAAAGCCCAGUGCUUUCUCUUCAAUGUGCCCGUUUCAACGCCGGUUGACGCCAUCAUCGACUCCGUCGAAGAAGUCGUAGGUGCCGGAGGUUUGCAGUAUCUGCAACAUCACGGCGGCAACAAGUUCUUGGCAGCUGUCCGGUCCGCGGCUCAGGCAGCCAAGAUGGCGGAAGGCUCUCUGCUACUCGCCAACAAGAUCGUACCGCUGGAACGCAUGGGCACUCCAGUGGUUUAUGUGACGGUGUAUCGUCUUCCACCCUGUGUCAGUGACGACGUCCUGACUGCUGCACUAGCACCGUAUGGGAAGUGCCGAGGCAUUUCCGAUGUUGUUUUCAAGGACAGGACGGACAUCAGCAAUGGCAGCCGACUGGUCAAGCUCGAGAUGGUAAAACCUCCACCGAAUUUCAUCACGGUGACUGGCUUUCGGGUAAUGCUGGAAUACAAAGGAAUGAAGAGAGUGUGCUCCAAGUGCGGCGAAGAAGGUCAUUUUGGAGCCUCCUGCACGUCAUCUCGAUGCGCCCGAUGUGCCAUUUUCGGCCAUCCCACUGCAACGUGCAAUGCACCAUGCAGACGUUGCAAUGGCGAGCACGCCACUGUUGACUGCGUGCAACCACGUUCGUAUGCUGCUGCGGUGGCAACAGCAACGCCCGCACAACCAGCUCUGGAGGACAACGCACCUGAAGGAACAGCGCAGACGCAAACCACCGAUCAACCAGGAGAAGAAGAAAGUGCACCAGAGGUGCCGACGCCAGCGUCCGCCGGUGCGAGCGACGCAGCGUCUUCUCCCUCUACUGACGCGGAGAGCAACGAGACGCUACCUGCCAUAAUGUCGUCGUCGGCAACGGAAGAUGACGAGGAGCCUGCGUUAGACGCCCCGCUUACGCGAUCACAGCGAGAACGGCUUCUUACAUGUGCUACAACACCGAACGCUGGCGAGGACGCAGAUGGACGCCAUCUCGGCAUCUCCGAAGUCUCGGCCGGUCCGUCGAGGAUCACGCCGGUUGUCAAGACAACGACAGCGCUUGCAAGUAGUACCAGUGCGGCGGUGAAAGAGAGACGCACGCGCUCGCAAACGGCGUCUGAAGACGCCAAAAGAAUUCUGUCUUCAGAGAGUUCUACGUCAUCAGAACCAACUUCGACACCCUCCAAGAAAUGCAAGAAAAUGCCACGAGACACCACUACCAUGGACGUUGUCUCCGAUUCGGAGACGUACUAACGAUGGCGCCUUACACCGCUCCUGCUGCCCGUAAGGGCUGCUUUUCCUCUACUCCCCACUA